AACGAUCAGUCAGUUCAGUCCUACCCACCAUCGUGAUCGAACCAUCAUCAUCAGCAGCGUCCCUUCCGUUGUACUCCGUUCUAAAACCCCAAACACACAUCAACACACACACAGUAGCCAUCAUGUUCCGAGUGUUCGUUAUUGCUGCCCUGGCUGCGGUCGCCGUCGCCCAGAACCCGGAUGCCGAUGCGCAGAUCCUGAACUCGGACAGCGUCGUCAACCCGGACGGUUCGUACGCGUGGAACUACGAGACGAGCAAUGGUAUUCGGGCGCAGGAGGAGGGUGUUGGUGGUCAGUCGGCGCAGGGUAGCGCUUCGUGGACCGAUCGCGACGGAACGCCAAUCUCGCUGACGUACGUUGCCAACGAGAACGGAUUCCAGCCCCAGGGUGCCCAUCUGCCGCGUGAAGGCCCCGUGCCGGACCAUGUCCUGAAGACGCUCGAGUUCAUCCGCGCCAACCCGCCCAAGGAUGACCCGAACUUCAACAUCCAGGCGCUCGAGGCCGAGAUCGCCAGACUGCAGGCCCUCCAGUAAGAGUCUCGGAGUCAGCGUUUCAAUUUACGCGUUUAGCACGAGUCAUUAGAGUGAGAAAACCGCGAGGGAGGGAAGCGAUAGAGGAUACCAUGAGGAACAUUGAUGAGAUUUGCGUAGAAUGCGUUUCACUGCGACCUGUGCCCAUACUCAAUCAGCAUCGCGCAUCAGCAACAAUGGGAAGCAAUGAGAUCGAGAACGAGAAUGAGUUUGAGUUAGAGGUGAGGGCGAACCCGGUGAUAGCACACGAUCACGCGUGCACGAUCAGCAGGAGGAUGCGCAGUCAGGAAAGAGGGAAGAGCAGACAGCACAGAACACGUCAAGGAAAAUAGAAGCAGAAGAUGCAGAAGAAACAAACAGAAAAAAAACGAACAAAGCAAAAUCCAGAUCCAAAACCGAAGCUCUAAUUUCGAUUCGCGCUACGACACUCACACUUUAC
Molecule: messenger RNA, 969 nt
Organism: Anopheles darlingi
Lineage: Eukaryota; Metazoa; Arthropoda; Insecta; Diptera; Culicidae
Product: cuticle protein CP14.6-like
Exons: 2
Coding region: 123-533 (136 amino acids)
Cellular component (GO): chitin-based extracellular matrix
Molecular function (GO): structural constituent of chitin-based larval cuticle
Source: RefSeq, a predicted model, not a curated record